CACCGCAAACGGGCGCUGGCUGAACGAAAACUUAACGCAAAACGCAUAAAACGAAAGAAAACGGGGCCGGCUUUUUCACUGUUUUAACCGUCCAAUUUAGAGCUAAUUUUCUUGUGCCUCUUCAUUUUCACGGUAAAAAUCAGAUGGUAAACCUGGAAACAAACAACACAUUCCAUACAGUUUCAAUGCAAAACAACAGCUGCAAUCUUGCAUUUUCUCUCUUUGAGACGUUCUUUAUUACCAGAGAUGAAUGCAAAAUGGAUAGGAGUUUCUCUUUUUUCCAUUCAGCUGCCAUCGAGUAUCGACCGUCAAGUAGAACUUGCCUAUUUUUACAAAGUUGUUGAUGAGAAAUGGUACAUGGGCCGAUCUGCUGGGCUGUCAUCCCCAGUCCUAUAGAACGGACGAGAAAACUGGCCGUAAAGAGCAGGUUGACUUCCUCCGCCCAAAAAUCAACACGGUUGACUGCUAUAUAUAAAUGAGCGGAUGGAUAUGCAUAGUCAGUCUUGUCAUCGGCAAAGAGAGCACCAGUUGAGCAAACAGAUCCCACAUUUGUUACAAGGGUCCGUUGAUAUCGUCCGAAUAUCCAGAAAUCAAAAUGAAGUUGGCCAGUUUCUUUAUCAUCUUUUGUUUGGCCAAUUUCAUAGGGCCCUCGUCUUGUUUCUGGAGCAAAUUGAAAGCUAAAUUUGUAAAUAGUGCAAUUGAUAUGAGUUCAAGUAACACAUUCGGUUUGCUGCAUCGAGUGGGUAAAUUCGACGAUUCGUUGACCUUCGAUGACAAACCAGCGGUGGCAGAUUACGAUGCCGAUGCAGCUGAACUGGAAGUGGACGGGACCCAAGAAGAGGAGCGAUUGUUCAACAGGUAUCCAUUGCACGUUUUCAUGAAGAAGAAGCCGUUUGUCCAGUUUUCGACGACGACGACGACAUCCACCGUCACUGCGUUGGUCACCUUGUCGACAGUGGGAUUUUGCGCACAGUUGGUCAAUGUCACGGGUCCCUGUCGCAUGCGCAAAGGUUUGUGGGUCCGAGAGCCCAUCGUCAUGUCGUUCGACGAUGAUAUGGACUCGAUCGACGGCGCUCUAACGCCCAGCAAAACUGUCGGCAUCGAGACAACGGCAAGGCCGGAAGAAAUUGCGGAUGUCAUCCAGGAACGGGAAACUAGCACCACUGUGCCUUUAAACAGCACUAGUCAAAGGAGUUCUGUCCGUUCGGGUCCGCUGAUCCAAUCGUCGAAAGAAGAUGCAGAAUUGAAACAGGAAAGCGACGACGAUGAACAGGUCGAAGAAGGUCGUUUUGGAUAUUUUGGGUUAAAGAAAACAUUCAAGAAAAUCAAAUUCGUUACGGUUGUCACGACAACGGCCGUGACUGCGACAAGCACGUCGACUUACUACGUCACGAUCAGCACCAAGACUUUCUUUAUUCAAAUAUGCACGCCGUCACCUUUCCCUUUCAACGUCUGCAGCGUUGGAACGAAGAAACGUCACAUCGAAUUUGAACCUUAACGAUUCAAUUCUUAAGACAAUCAAAUGGUUGUCUGAUAUUUUAUGUUUUAACAGUCAGCAAGGAUGAAAUCAAUUCAAUUAUUUAUAGUUUAAGUUAUUCCUUUUUUUUUCCUUUCUGAAAUGUCUAUCGUUCCCACCAAAUUAAUGGCUUUGACCGAUUAAACUUGAUCACAUUAUUGACUUGUAACGUGUAUUUUGGGGCUAAUGUUAUUCACAAGCAGUAAAUCAAAAUUGUUUUAAUUUGGAACAUUACAAGGCAUAAUUCAAUUC
Messenger RNA from Daphnia magna, 1768 nucleotides. RefSeq lists its product as uncharacterized. The coding region runs from base 596 to 1498 and encodes 300 amino acids. The record is from RefSeq and is a predicted model, not a curated record. Lineage: Eukaryota; Metazoa; Arthropoda; Branchiopoda; Diplostraca; Daphniidae. The transcript is spliced from 2 exons.